Henningerozyma blattae CBS 6284 is the source of this 1731-nucleotide messenger RNA. RefSeq names its product ubiquitin-binding ESCRT-I subunit protein STP22 (gene STP22). Bases 1 to 1731 code for a protein of 576 amino acids. Gene Ontology annotation, cellular component: ESCRT I complex. Gene Ontology annotation, biological process: protein transport; endosome to lysosome transport; protein modification process. NCBI's taxonomy places the organism in Eukaryota, Fungi, Ascomycota, Saccharomycetes, Saccharomycetales, Saccharomycetaceae. Gene Ontology annotation, molecular function: ubiquitin binding. The record is from RefSeq and is a predicted model, not a curated record. The transcript has a single exon.
AUGUUACUAACAAUUGUGCAACAUAUAUAUAUAUCUUGUUUAAGACAGAUUUACAAAGAUGCUAAAGCCACUUUCCAUGAUUCUAUGGUAGUUUUGAGCGAAUUUAAGCAGUUGAGACCAAGAACUCGUGUUUUCACAAAUUCUGAAGGUAGUUCAGAGCUAUUACUCUGCAUAUAUGGGGAACCUGUACCAGAAUCUUCCAUUCAAACUCCUGUAUUAAUAUGGGUCCCCCAAAAUUAUCCUGCAGAACCUCCUAAUGUAUUCCUAGAUUUGGAAAAACUACAAAAUGCUAGAAUAAGAAUCAGUAAUCACAUUGAUUCUAACGGUAGAAUAUUUUUACCCAUUCUAAAUAAGUGGGACUAUAGGACUUCUACAUUACAAUCACUACUUAUUGAAUUAAUCCAUACAAUCUACUCUACCACACUCGUUGAUCCUGUAAUAAGUGUAUCACCUGAUAAAUUUAACUCAUCAAGACCAAUGGGUAACCAACCAGUACAGUCACCACCUUUACCACCUUUACCUAGCAAAAAACUACUCGAGCAACAAUCACAAUCUAUUCAAAACGAUAGUAUUAACAAUGAUCAACGUGAUAACAAUACCUUCCAAAUACCCUCAUCAUACAAGCAAAAUGAAAUACAUGAUUCUUCCAAUAAUGAGAAUAAUUAUCAAAAAUUUGAAUCUACUCCAUCAAUAUCGCCUUCAAUAACAGAUAUAUCCUCUCAACAGACCACAGGGUCGGAUACUUCCAUACAUUUAUCAAAACAUAUGGUCGACACUUCAAUUGAUCAUCAAUGUAUGGAAAGAACACAAUAUAAUGUGGAUAAUUCAUUUAAUCCACAUUUCAAUCAUCCAAAUAAUUCCAACCAAUAUAUUAGAAAUAACUCUAAUCUGUCACAUUCAUCAUACAAUACAAAUUCUAUCAAUAUACCGUUGGAAUCUUCCUCUAUGAAAUCCCCACAACUUCCACCUAAACCAUAUUUCAACUCUAGAAUAAAUUCUAAUAAUUCAUCAAUCAAUCAAGCAGUUCAAACGAAACCAUCUCUUAUUUCGCCAUCUGCCAAUACUGUGCCCCUUAAUACAAAUAAUACAACUACUGUUAAAAGUGAUAUUCAUAUAUUGCCAAUUAAUCAAAACAUUAAUGCUAGAAAUAAACCCCCAUUAAAACCACCUGCACCUCCAUCCAUUGAUAUAUUAACUUCAUAUGAUAAUAACAAGGAUACUGGUGAUCCAAGAUAUAAAGAUGCCAUUAAUCAACUACAAAAUACAUUAAAUUCAUUGGAUAUUACAGCUUCUAAUAAUUUAGAAAGUCAAGUGAUUAACAGGAAGAAAGCUAUGGAAUCUGCAUUACUACAAUUUGAAAAUAUGUAUAAAUAUGAAUGUGACGUUUUGAAAAAUACUGAUGAUCAAAUUAAUCAAAAAUUGCACGAUAUUGAAUCUCAAGAAAUUAUACUAGAUAAAGAAAUUCAAAAAGUAGAUUUGUUUAAAGAGAAAAAUAACGAGGAUCUAUUGGAUCCUAACACACUCGCCAGUGCUGAGACGAUUGCUAUAAACCAAUUAUAUGAAUUGGUGGCUACUGAUUAUGCACUUACAGAUUCAAUUCAACUUUUAAGCAGACUUUUAAGCCGUGAGAUAAUUACACUAGAAAUUUUUGUUAAAAAAAAUAGAGAAUUAGCAAGAAAACAGUUUUUAACUAGAGUUCAUAUAAAUAAGAUUACACAGUAUUUAGUGUAA